AUGUCGCGGUUCCUCUACAAACUGAAUGAAGCAGUUAAGCUCCAUGGCGACGAAGAAAAGCAUAAGACUGAUGCUUGGUGCAAUCGGGACUUAGUGCCUAUGCCUCCCAGUCGGCGUACAUGGGGGCUCAUGGAAUACUAUGGCUACUGGUCUCUGUGUUCCCUGAACGUCUCGACGUGGCAGAUUCCUAACACUUAUCUCACCGCGGGGCUGUCAGUGGGACAAUCAAUGGGUGUCAUUUUGGUUUGUCGUUUCGUCAUUGGAUUUUUCUCCACCGUCAUUGCUUGGUGUGGCCUUCGUUGGCAUAUCGGGUUCACAAUUCAAAAUCGGUAUUCAUGGGGCAUGCGAGGGAGUUAUUUGCCUCUUUUGCAGCGAGUGUUGCUCAACUUUAUUUGGAACGCCAUUCAAUGUUGGAACGGCGGUAAGCUGGUAACUGUCUGUAUUACUGCAGUUAUACCGAAAUUUGCGAACUUGCCGAAUCAUCUACCGGCUGGUUUUCCCGCCACGUCGUCUGAGAUGGUUGGGUUCUUUGUCUUCUGGCUCUGUUCCGUGCCGUUCUUGUAUUUGCCUCCCGAGAAAUUUCGCCGGCCCUUCCAGAUCACCUGCGUAUACUGCGCUAUUGGGAUGAUAUGCAUGCUGAUAUGGUCCUUGGCGAUAGCCAAAGGCGUGGGUCCAGUAUUCCACUCUUCCCAGGCCACCAGUUCUUCGUCAUGGUCUGUCUCAUGGAUCUUCAUGAGUUGCAUAAACUCUGGCGUGGGUAGCACGGCCGCAGGCAUGACUAAUGGCUCGGACUUCUCUCGUUACAGCAAAUCGAGAUGGGGUUACGUCCUGGGCUCAAAUUCCAGUAUUUUCAUAACUGCCACUCUGGUCAGUUUUGUUGGUCUCGUAGUUACAUCCGCAUGUCAGCAGAUCUACGGCGAGAUUUACUGGAACCCGCCCGAUCUCCUCAUGCGAAUGAUGGAGUCCGGACAAGGAAGCAGCAAAGCAAGGGCUGGCGUAUUCUUCCUCUCACUUGGUUUUGCUUUGACGUCUGGAUUUGAGAAUAUUUGUGGUAACGCUGUGGCCGGAGGCGUAGAUCUCUCGGGCGUCUUUCCUCGCUAUAUCAAUAUCCGCCGAGGAGCCCUGAUUACUUUCGUUGCUGCGUGGAUUUGCCAGCCAUGGCAGCUCAUCAACCGGGCCGACACGUUUCUCAGCGUCCUCUCCUCCUUCUCAGUUUUCCUUGCGCCCAUAAUGGGGAUUAUGUGCUGUGACUACUACGUCCUCAGAAGAAUGCGGGUCAAGCUGAGCGACCUUUAUGAUCUCCAUGGUUCAUAUUACUAUACGUGGGGUUUUAAUCUCAGGACUAUUCCCGUGUGGAUGGCUGGUUGGGCUCCAACAGUUGGUGGACUGAGUUACGUUGCGAGCGGGGACGAAAGUGGUCCCAGAGCCUUGUACGAAAUGUAUUAUUGCUCCUUUUUUCUUGGUUUCGGUAUCUCAUUUAUCCUAUUUUAUAUCAUCAACACGAUCUUUCCUCCAGGAAACUUCGGAGAGAUCGACGAAGUCGAUUACUUUGGGACAUUCACGCCGGCGGAGGCUCGAAAAUUGGGUAUUGUUCCUCAUGCGGCAGGAAGCGUUGCUUCAGACAUUGAGAAAAACAAGAGUUCAGUCAUUGUCGGAGUGGAUGAGGUCAAGUCUGAUGUGUUCAACCGUGCACUGUAG
This is a messenger RNA of Guyanagaster necrorhizus, 1698 nucleotides long. RefSeq lists its product as uncharacterized. Gene Ontology annotation, molecular function: nucleobase transmembrane transporter activity. The record is from RefSeq and is a predicted model, not a curated record. Bases 1 to 1698 code for a protein of 565 amino acids. The transcript is spliced from 9 exons. Gene Ontology annotation, biological process: transmembrane transport; nucleobase transport. Gene Ontology annotation, cellular component: plasma membrane. Lineage: Eukaryota; Fungi; Basidiomycota; Agaricomycetes; Agaricales; Physalacriaceae.